GGGAGGGAGAGAGAGCCGUGACAUCAGAGCGCGCAGCAUCACUGAAUGCAGGGCAUCAUCCCCACAGAGAAAGACAGCAGCGCCUCCACGCCCAGUAAACACCACCAACGCUGCUGAACAUGAGGGAUCCAAUCGAGUGAUGAUGUCAUACCCAACGGCCUCCUAUGACCAGCUGGUGCGGCAGGUGGAGGACCUCCGUAAGGAGAACUCUCACCUGCGCCGUGAGCUUCAGGACAACUCACACCACCUGUCCAAGCUGGAGAAUGAAACCUCUGACAUGAAGGAGGUUCUGAAGCAGCUGCAAAGCAAACUGGAGCAGGAGGCCGGAACUCUUGCCUCUUCAGGCAGAACUGAUGUACUGGACCAGCUCAAAGAGCUGCAUAUGGACUUGACCAACUACUAUGAGCUCAAGUACCAGCCUCACAACCUGCGUGUGUUUCCGGAGACGAUGGCUAGCCAGGUAGGGGAAGGCGAGGAGAGACUAAGCAUCGGCAGGGCCAGGAGUCCCAUCUGUCCACCGUCCCGCCAGUCUUCAUCUGCAUCUGGAGAGGGCACAGCCAUGCACCCUGGACACCCUUAUCCGGCGACUGGAGAAGGCCGUGUCACUGCCCAGCACUUAGAGGAACUCUGUAAAGAGAGGUCCAUGUUGCUGAGUGAAAUAGAGAAAGAAGAGAGAGAGCGGCGAUGGUAUUACUCACAGCUGCAGGGUUUGUCUCAGAGACUGGCUGAACUGCCACGGCUCGAUACGUUCUCCUUGCAGGUGGAUUUUAUUCGUCAGCAGCUAGAGUUUGAAGCUCAGCAAUUGCGUUCCGUGAUGGAGGAACGCUUCGGCACCAGUGACGAGAUGGUUCAGAGAACACAAAUCCGUGUUGCUCGGUUGGAGCAGCUAGAGAAAGAGCUUCAUGAGGCCCAAAGCUCACGUGGUCCUCAAGAGAAGAGUGCUCUACCAGAGACUCAGAGCACCGAGUGCCUCUCAAAAACAUCUGUCCCUGACAUGGAUACUGGAAAUGCUGGUACCUUGGAUGCUCCUGGAGAAGCAGGAAGCAAAGUGGAGAUGGUAUUUUGGCUACUUUCCAUGCUAGCCUCUAGAGAUCGGGAAGAGAUGUCCCGCACCCUUCUGGCAAUGUCAAGCUCACAGGAAAGCUGCAUUGCUAUGCGCAAGUCUGGCUGCGUCCCACUGCUUGUGCAAAUACUACAUGAGGGAGGCACUGGGGAGGCAGCUGGGGCAGGAGGCUAUAGUCGAGAAGCCCGUUCCAGAGCCAGUGCUGCCCUUCACAACAUUGUGUACUCACAGCCAGAUGAGGGCCAAGCACGACGCGAGAUGAGAGUUCUUCAUGUGCUAGAGCAGAUCCGCUCGCACUGCGAGAAUGGCUGGGACUGGAUUGAGAAUCAUUUAAGUACCCCUUCACCUAGUGGUGGAAAAACCACAGAAAUCCCUGAGCCAGUGGAUCCCCAGAUGUGCCAGGCCUUGUGCGCAAUAAUGAAGUUAUCUUUUGAGGAAGAGUACCGCAGGGCAAUGAAUGAACUAGGUGGCUUACAAGCCAUUGCAGAGCUAAUGCAGCUGGACCAAGAACUGUAUGGCAUGCACAAUGAGCCAAUCAAUAUGGCCCUCCGGCGUUACGCAGGAAUGGCACUCACUAACCUUACAUAUGGAGAUGUUGUAAAUAAGGCUACUCUUUGCUCAAAGAAAAACUGUCUUCAAGCCAUUGUUGCACAGCUUGCAUCUGAUAAUGAGGAAUUACAGCAGGUAGUGUCAAGUAUACUGAGAAACUUGUCAUGGCGUGCCGAUAUCAACAGUAAAAGGGCUUUGAGAGAUGUCGGCAGUGUGUCAGCACUUAUGACAUGUGCAUUGCAGGCUACAAAGGAAUCCACCUUAAAGAGUGUGUUAAGUGCAUUGUGGAAUUUGUCAGCACACAGCACUGAGAAUAAGGUAGCAAUUUGUUCUGUUGAUGGUGCUCUUGGCUUUUUGGUUAGCACUUUGACUUAUCGAUGCCAAACCAACUCAUUGGCCAUUAUUGAGAGCGGUGGAGGCAUCCUGCGAAACGUGUCCAGUCUUAUUGCUACCCGAGAUGAUUACAGGCAAAUCCUCAGGGAUCAUAAUUGCCUUCAGACUCUGCUGCAGCACUUGCGAUCUCACAGUCUGACCAUUGUGAGUAAUGCAUGUGGAACCCUCUGGAACCUGUCUGCACGUAGUCCGAAGGACCAGGAAUUGCUGUGGGAUCUGGGAGCUGUAAGCAUGCUGCGCAAUCUCAUCCACUCAAAGCACAAAAUGAUAGCCAUGGGAAGUGCUGCAGCUCUGCGAAACCUCCUCACAAAUCGCCCACACAAAUAUAAAGAUACUGCUGUUAUAUCCCCAGGAUCCUGCAUGCCAUCCCUCUACAUGAGGAAACAGAAAGCAUUAGAGGCUGAAUUAGAUGCGAAGCAUCUGGCAGAAACAUUUGAUUCAAUCGAGAAGCAAAGUUUCAAGCAUCAAAGUAUAAACAAACCAUUGAGGCACAUUGAAAGCCUAGCAAAAGACUAUGCUUCAGAUUCUGGUUGUUUUGAUGAUGACGAGGCACCUAAUAUAUCAACCAGCUUGGACACAGGAACCUUCUCCAUGCUGUCCAUGUUCUUGAACAAUUCUAACUUCCUGAAUACUCAGCCACGUAAGCGAGAGGGGGAGCCUGAACAAGACAUUGAAACCUUUCAAACUGAUAAUAAAAGGUCACAACCCCCUGAUGAUGAAGUGACUGUGGCAGCUGAGAAAUUAGCCAAGAAGAUCACCAACACAGUGGCUAAAAUUGACAAACUGGUAGAAGACAUUACCAUGCAUACAUCCUCAGAGGACAGCUUCAGCCUCAGUUCAGAAGAUCAUUUUGUGGAUUGGAAUUAUGGGCCAGAUGAGCUUCAUGAGGCACGAGCUAUUUCAUGUUCCCCUUGUCAUCUCUCUGACACCAGCUCUUUCUCACCUAAAGAGCGUCUCAGUAGAGCGCAUGCCUUCUUGCGUCUUAAAACAGCCAACUCGAGUUUAUCCAAUGACAGCCUUAAUAGUGGAAGCACCAGUGAUGGCUAUUGUGGCAGUCAGGAACAGACUCACACCUCUGCAAGACCAACAGAACAACGACGUCCAAAUAAACUUGACCUGAAGGUAGCUCACGAGGAACCAUUGAACAGUGGUGUACACAUUUCAAGAGUCAUAUGUCAAAAUGAGAUCCCUGAAAGAGAUUUUGAGACAAACAAAGAUGCUAUUUUGCCUGAUUUAGGUUCCACAGAUACAGAGAAGAGUCAAGAACCUUUUAUAUCAACACCCGCAACUGUAUCAACCAAGGUGUCUUCGGAUGCCAGUAUACCAACUGUCAAGUUGUCUCCCUCCUAUCAGCAUGUUCCACUGAUCCAGAGUGUUGCCAAGUUUGGCGUUGCAAAGACUGCAAUUAAUGUUCAGGCAGCUCAAGCAAUGCGUAGGCAAGCUUGGGUUCCAACAGUGAUGACUGGUGGAAGUAUUAGCAAGUUUUCCCCAAUAUGCUCUGCAAGAAGUCCCACAAUAGGACAGCUGGAGACCCCUCAGAAGUAUUCUGUAGAGAACACUCCAAUAUGCUUUUCUCGCUGCAGUUCUCUGUCCUCUUUAUCUUCUGGGGAUGGAGCACUUGAUGGACAGAGUCAGACUGAAAAUGAGCUGGAGAGUGACUCCUCAUUAGAAAUCAUAGAGGUGGAAGAUGUGAAUGUUGAGAGAAAAGAUGAAGAGGAUGAGAAUGAGACACUUGAUGACUUGAGUGACAGUCAGUUAUUAGUAACUGAUCAGAAAAUAAGCAGCUCUGAUCCAACUGAGAUCCCUUGUACAAUCAAAAAUGAGAAGAGGUUCCUUAGAGGAGUGUCUCCAAUCAUUCUUGAGGACAGGACACCAUCCAGCUCUUCAGAAAACUACAUUCACGAAACACCUCUUGUAAUGAGCCGCUGUAGUUCAGUGAGCUCACUUGGCAGUUUUGAAUCUCCUUCAAUUGCCAGCUCUAUUCAGAGUGAUCCAUGUAGUGAAAUGAUAAGUGGAACUGUUAGCCCCAGUGACCUACCAGACAGCCCAGGACAAACAAUGCCUCCGAGUCGCAGCAAAACUCCAUGCUGUGCAGAAUCAAGUGGACCAGAGACACAGAUGCUUAGUGGUGUAGGAAGCCAGUGGGAAAGCAGUUUGCGCAAAAUUAUGGAAAUCACAGACUUUAAAGAAAGGUUUAACCUACCUCCAGAUUUGGACACAAUGAUCUAUUUCACUGUGGAAAAACCAAUUGAGAAUUUCUCAUGUGCCUCUAGUCUGAGUGCCCUCCCUCUGCAUGAACACUAUGUUCAGAAAGAUGUAGAGCUCAAACUUACUCCUUUGCUAAACCAACUAGACAAUGAUCCAGAAGAUUCUGAAAAGGAAGAGGAUAUGGAUGACCGAGACCAAUACAGUGAAGGCAACUCAGAUGAUGACAUUGAAAUUCUCAAAGAGUGCAUUAAUUCUGCCAUGCCUUCCAGGUUUAAGAAGGUAAGGCCCACUGUGAUGCCCAACCUCUCAAACCAAGUUCUCAACAUGCAGGCUCGAAAAUCAGUGCAAUUACCAGUGUAUAUGGUGCUGCAGAAUAAAAACAGUCAAAUGUUUACUGGACAAAAGCUUGGAAUGUCUUCAAAAGACAUCUAUCAUGAUGAUUCCUCUUACACUGACUCGGCUGAAGGUACACCCAUCAAUUUCUCAAGCACCACUUCCUUGAGCGAUGAAACACUCCAAUAUCCAGUCAGAAAUAAAGGAAUAAAAGACUGGCGAAGAAACAAAGAGACACAAGAGCUUGUUGAUAUUGAGGCAAAGAGAAUUGAAGACCUACGCAUGUUCUCUCGCUUCCACAAACCAACUAAAAUAACAUGUCAGUCUCAUACAGUUGCAAACCAACUGAACAGAACAAUCAGACAUAUGGUGCCCACUCAGAGAUUACUUAUACAAAGUAAAGAGAUGGCAGCAAAAAUGACCCAGCAAAGGAUUCAAAGCCAGUCUCCAGUUCGACAAAUUCAAAAGCAAGGACAGAAUCUGUCAAAAAGCAUGCCACAGUUAGAUAUUCCCAUAAGAAAACAAAGCACAGAGGUGUACCAAAAUCAGAAAACCUGCUCUCUGAGUCAUUCACAGGAAAACACUUUAUCCUUUCAGUCCAGGCACCACCCAACUACUACAGAAGGGGCCAUUUGCCAUAAAAUAGACAGACAGGAUGGACUGAUGAAUAGGACUGGACGGAAACAACAUUAUGAAUCAAGCAAGACUAAUGUAAUACGUAAUGCUAAUAUACAAGAUCAAGUAAACAGUUACCAGUCCCAUCAAAAGGGUUUUCACAGAAUCAAGCAAAAUCUAAUUUUAGAAGAAGCACCUCCAUGUUACUCUUUGAGUUCCUCCCUUAGCUCUUUGAGUGAUGCAGAAUUUGAGGAACAUCAUGAUAAACCUCACCAUACGUGGAUAAGGAACAGACAAUCCAAUACUCAAUGCCCUUCUAAAUCACAGCAAGACCUUAACCAGUUUGAAGAGAACAGCUCACCAAGCUCAGUCAGCAUGGAUUCAGAAGAUGAUCUGUUGAUAAAAUGCAUAACAUCUGCUAUGCCUCAACACAAGAAAAAGCAAACUGCCAGAAAAAGGAAAGCUGAGAAAAAGCACAAACAGAAAGCUACUCUUCAGAAAACAACAGAGGAGUGGAGCCCUGAAAUUGACCUAGACAGUGAUGAAAUGGCAUCCGACAAAGACUCUGAUCUCAAUAGUGUUGAAUGGAGAGCAAUACAAGAAGGAGCAAAUACAAUCAUUACCAAGCUACAAGCUUCAAAGUCCCAAGAACCCUCAUCAGAGUCUGAAUCCGUUCUGUCAUUUAUGUCUGGAUCAAGCUUUACUCCUAAAGAGAAGAAGGUAUACAAAGAUGACAAAAAGGCUAAUAAACCACUUGAUUUUGCCCCUCGUAAACCUGUUCCAAACUUGCCUGUGGUCUUCAGGGGUAGAACGGUCAUAUACACACCCAAGAAGGAGACAACUCUCUCUCAAAGGCCACCACCUAAAAAAAUUAUACCAAAACCAGAUGCUCCUAAAAAUCCAAAUCUAGCUCAACACAGGUCAAGAAGCCUUCACAGACUGGGUCACCCCAUGGACUCCACUCAGUUGUCAUUGCCCAAAAGAAGCUCAACACCACCUGCCAGGAUACCAAAGAGCUCAUCUUCAGGAUCAUCUCAAAGUUCAACACCUUCCAGGCAUCCUCAGAAAAAAGUAACCUCCCCAACCCAAACCAUUAAACAAGGUCCAGAGAAGGUGGCAUCAGCACCAUGCAGUCCACCAGACAAAAGCACUUCAAACAUCAAUCAAAAUUCAAAAUCUCCAAUUGACAGGAAAACACAGAAAUCCCCUGUUAGAAUACCAUUCAUGCAGAAUCCAUCAAGGCAAACAAGAAACAUUUCACCUUUAGUAACCAACCAGCCCAGUAGCAUUAGCAGACAAAAUACACAGAUGUCAGGGAAAAGAAUCCUACCAGCAAACCGAUUGGAUUUGGUUCGCAUGACAUCUACUCAUUCAAGUAGUGGUGAAUCAGAUCGUAAUGGCUUUCUCAGACAACUGACAUUCAUCAAAGAAUCGUCAAAAGUCUCAAGACGUGAUCCUUUUUCACGUUCUGUCCCAACAUCGCAGCAUGCCUCACCCCGAAGAGCAGGUCCAGGGGCCCCAGCAGUUUUCUUAUGUUCUUCUCGUUGUCAGGAGCUCAAGGAAGCAGUUCAAGGUCCAAGAAGAAUGCCUGUGACUCAAGGACAAAGACAAGAUCAGGAACAGGUUCUCAGACAGGACAUAGCUCUAUCAAGAGCCACCUCCAUUGAUAGAGAUGUCACUGUGAAACGUCCAGCUAGACGAACAAGCUCAGAAAGUCCUUGCAGGGCCUCACAGAGAAGUACACCUGGACCAAAGCUAAGAGAAAAAAGGGAUGAUACCUUCAAAAGAUAUUCGUCCUCACCAAGCAUAAAUGUCUUGAGUCGUGUCACUAGCCGCUCCUCUCUUCGCUCUUCAUCCUCUGACUCAAGUGGACGAGCUAAAAGUGAAAGGAACACAAAUCAGAGGCAGCAGAGGGUUGGAUCACGUAAUGCUGACAAAGUGACCUGGAGAAGGAUUCGUGAUGAGGAUGUUCCCCAGAUAUUAAAGAGCACCCUUCCUUCCACUGCAUUGCCUCUGUUACCUUCACCUGAUGGCAACAAACAGAUGCCACCACAACUACCAGGAAAACUGCCUACUAUUACACUGGCAUCACGGAAAACAAGUGACGCGACUGUUCAAACUGAAGACUACUCAGCCAACAAAAUUAACUCAAGCACCUCUCCCACAAUUGAAAAAGGUCUUAGCAUUUCAGAGGAGGCCACAAAGAUGGCCCUCCCCAGAAAAAUAAGCAUGGCCUUUGGGAAUACCCUCCAAGAUGGGGAUUCAGAUGGAUCUCUAAAAAACUACAGCACAGCAUCAUCCUCCACCUUUCAGUCAGUGGAAAGUACCCACAGUGGUGGCGUUGGCCAUUUCCGACAAAGCUCUCCUAGUAAAGCCGUAAGAGUUACUCCUUUCAACUACAUCCCCAGCCCCAUGGUCUGUUGCUCUCCACAGACACAGGGUCAAGCAACGACAAUGCCUGAAAAGACAGGGGAAAAGCAUGAAGCAUAAAACCUGUGAUCUGUCCACAGUUCAAGGCUUGACAAAGUACUAUGCUCCUGAUGCUGUAAAAACUCAGGUGGUAAUGGAUAUCGUUCUGUUUACCUCGGAUAUUUAAUGAGUCUUGUGCUUGCCAAUGCAUCAGAAGAUUUACCUAUUUGAAAAAAAAAAAGAAAAAAAGAAAAAAGAAAUAAAAAACUUAAUCUGGAUGUGAACAAUUAGCCAUGUACUGGAAUCUCACUGUAUUUACAACUUGUACCUAACCACACCACAAGUGAGGGUAUACCUUUUCUUUUUCUUUUUUUAUAUUUUUGUACAGUGAUAUUAAUCAUUGCUUGUGCUACUUGGACAAUUAAUCAAACAUGAGAAAGACUGUCUUGGAGUGUGUCAUCCACUGGUAAAAAUUAUGGCCCGCAUUCAGAACAAUAUGCAAACUAUUCUCUGAAAACAGUGACAAAUACUUUAAAAGACCAUGUGCCACCUGCAAACCGGAAAAGACUGUUGUAUUCUCACAUGAGAACCAUGUAUGCACAUGCCUUUUUGCCACACUGACAGGUUAAAACAGCCUAUUGCCUUCACUUAUUAUUACUGCAGGUAAAUAUAGCUACAAUAGGUAAAAUCUGCACAAAAUGUCUAUGUAAUCGUCAUGGAUAUUUAGUGAUACUGUUGUAAAUACUGAUUUAAAACUGUAGUUUAAUGCUUCCCAGAAGGCAAAAUGUAAUCCUGCCAUUGCUACAAAUAGCAUGCUAAAUACUCACUUAUCCACUGUAAACAUGUGAUGUUGACUUUGCAGUUUCUUUUUUCAGUGAAAAUGACAGACUAGGAGUACAACCAUCAAUCUACCCACACAUUUUCAUUUUUGAAUAUAAGAUUGUUGUAACUGUUGAGUGUUCAGCAAAUGUAUGUAAUACAAUUAAGUGGCUGUACAUAUUCCUGCUUAAUGAAUGCUUUCAUAAUGUCAUUUUGUGUACAGUCACAUUAUGCUUUAAGUAUCUAAAAGCAAGCUAAUGAGUAGCAACUCUGUGGUUUGAGAUAAAUACUUGCCAUUAACAGUAAAUUGGGCUGAAUUCUAAAUGUAGAAUGUUUAAAAUGGCUUCCAUUCAACCAAAGCCCAUUGCCAAAACUGCAGCUACACAAGCAAAUAUUGCAAAUAUUAGCGUAGGCUGGAUUAUGGCCAAUUAGCCAGCACAAAAAGUGUGUGUCUUAUUUGGUGAGGUGCAGUAUUUACUUGGACUUAGUUUUACUGUGAUAUAAUGGCUUCACUCAAUCUGUCUCUUUAGUCAGAAAAUAUGCAUUCUUUCUUAAAAGUAAAGUCAUGGAUCCCACAUCAGCCUUUGGAAAUUCUGAAAAUGAUAGAGAACUGUAUUUCAGAUGUGCUGAGUGCUGAUACCAUUUGGUUUUCCCAGAAUAAAGACUUAAUGUCUGAUUAUAUUUGAAGAUAUUGAAAUUGACUAGUAACAGAGCUCAGUGUAAUGUCUAAUGACCCAUAACAGUGGUGGUCAGGAUAAAGCAAUAUGACGCAAUGCUAAACUCAAAUUGACAUUUAGGUACAGUUUUAUGCAUAUUUGAGAGGUCAAAGCAUGAAUUGGGUUCAGAAUGUUGAUAGAAUAUUGUGUAGACUAACAGUUACAGACAAACAGCUAUGGCCAGGGGUUGGGGUCCUCAAAUAAACAAUCUCAUAAAAAUG
Molecule: messenger RNA, 9326 nt
Organism: Ctenopharyngodon idella (grass carp)
Lineage: Eukaryota; Metazoa; Chordata; Actinopteri; Cypriniformes; Xenocyprididae
Gene: apc2
Product: APC regulator of WNT signaling pathway 2
Exons: 15
Coding region: 140-7651 (2503 amino acids)
Biological process (GO): regulation of cell differentiation; Wnt signaling pathway; positive regulation of protein catabolic process
Cellular component (GO): cytoplasmic microtubule; catenin complex; beta-catenin destruction complex
Molecular function (GO): microtubule binding; gamma-catenin binding; beta-catenin binding
Source: RefSeq, a predicted model, not a curated record